AUGCUGACAAAUGCUGAUGACGCAAGCGAUAUAAACGGCUCUUGGCGCCCCACUCUCCCGCCACAACUCUUUCUUUCCUUCGCCACCACCACCAUGUCCAGCUCCCGUCCAGACAGACUCCCUCCUGCCACCCAGCCAAUUCCUAUCGCUGGCAAACCCCGUCCGCGGUCGAUGUCAGUGUCGUCUAGCGACUCACGCUCUACUGGCUCUCCUAGCUCGCCCACAACUCCCCCUUCUGUCUCUCCGUCGACCAGAAUCAACAUCCCUUCGCCAGCAUCGUCGCCCAUCUUGUCGUAUUUCCUCGCCCAAUCGCCCACCAAGACACCUGGUUCGUUCCCUUUCCGCAAGUUUGGCGCCGCACCACCAAUGGUCUUUGAAGAAGACGAAAGCGAUAUCAAAGAAGUCUCCGCUACCCACCAUGCGCGUCGUGCGAGCACCGCAGUUGCCGAGCGUCUGGCCCAGCCAGGCAACCCCUCUCUUCCUGAUGCCCACCAUGAGCGUGGCCAAGGCGUCAUGCGUCGUCUUUCCCUCAGCGGUGCUUUCAUGAGCCCCGACCCCACGAAACGCUCUCGCUCCCCACCCACUGUCCCACCCAACUCUGCCGUCAGCCCUACUCAAAGUCUGCCCUUCGGUCGUGACAACACCCUGCCUCGCCGCUCCGCCACGUUGAGCGCAGGAGAAGGCAGACCCCGUCGUGCCCCUUCCCCUAUGGGCGAACGCAUUCUCAAGGGUCAUUUUGACGGGUUCAAUUGA
Messenger RNA from Mycena indigotica, 753 nucleotides. RefSeq lists its product as uncharacterized. The record is from RefSeq and is a predicted model, not a curated record. The transcript has 3 exons. The coding region runs from base 1 to 753 and encodes 250 amino acids. NCBI's taxonomy places the organism in Eukaryota, Fungi, Basidiomycota, Agaricomycetes, Agaricales, Mycenaceae.